AUGUUUCCACUAGGUCUUUUAGUUGCAAUAAUUAUUGCAGCCGGGUUGCUGGCUGGAUUUAAGCAUUAUGGCGCCUCAAAGUCUAGAACUGCUUCCUUCAAGAUUAAGUCUCGGGUGAUUGAGAAGGUUACAUCUGCAAGGUCACUUGGGAUGACUCUAGAAGAUGUGAUGAGGAGGCAUCCAUUGUUCAACUUCUACCCAGGACAGUCGAUCGGGGAAAUCUUGGAGAACUGGAGUAGAGUAACAUAUAAAAAUGGAGAGGCGAUAACAGUUCCAGGGUUUAUAUUGCAGGGAUCUGUAGAAAUAUGGUAUAAAGAUCGACUUGUUUGUAUAAAAGAAAGGGGAUCUUUUCUCAAUGGGUCUAUGGAAUUAUUAGGAUACAGAACAAUAGGAACUAAAAGGGCAAAGGGCUUUGUUGAAGUUCUUUUGGUUGACUUAUCCUUAACCAGAAGUAAUAGCUGGUAUAUUUUGUUUUCCAUGCUUAGAAAAUCAUGCAUCGAAGUGGCCUGCAAGUAUUUUGAAUUAGAAGCCAAGCUAGUAGAAAAAGAAACCAUGAAGCUCAAAAGCGACGGGAAGAAUCAUCUAAAUCUGUUUUUGACCUUUUUAAAUGACAAGUUUUUAUCAUGCCAGGAUGAAGGAAAAGAGAUACUUAAGAAAGGCAUUGAGACUCGGUUUGCUAGUAAGGAUGAGGUUCUUAAGGGUAAUGAAGAAUCCAUGGAUUAUAUACUAUAUGUAGUUUCGGGAGAGAUUUUGGUGAUGGCUGGAGAAAAUGCCUUUAGCUUCGGAAGUGGAUCGAUAUUUGGAUAUUUUUCUUUAUUCUUUGAUUCGUAUUCAUCUGUUACGAUUCAGGCACGAGAGGAUUCUUCGAUUCUUAUAUGCAGCUCAUCGGUCUUAUUUAAACUCGGAUUGGAUGAGAAGAAGUUUGAUCACUCCAUGCUGCAAGACAUUGAUGAACCCUUGCAUGUUAUAGACGAAUCGGUUGAGUGGAUAAGGCUUUCUCCUGGGGGAAUGGUUGUUCAGAAGGGAGCCGCUUCAAAGGAGAUCUUUUAUAUUGCAGCGGGAAGAGUGAAAUCAGCAUCCAAAGAGCUUUCGUCAGGAACGGCAAUUGGAGGCAAGGAAUGUAUUUUUGGAGAAAAUUGGCCUGAAUCGUUUAUAGCAACUCGAAUAACCGAUGUUGUUCAGAUUCCAUCCCUUCUGGUGGAUUACUUUUUUGAGAAUGACAAAAGCUUUUUCAAGAAGUAUACCAAACGGUUGUUCGAAAGUGGAAACAAGAAAAAUGGAAAGAUAGUUAGUAUAAUUCCGAUUGGGCAAUACAAGGACAUAGAGUCGUUUUCAAGAAGGCUCAAGGGUGCGAUUGGGGCUUCUUCACUGCUUCUAAACCGUAAGGAUGUUGUUGAUAUUUUGGCAAGAAGAUCAUUUGAUACCACCGAGGAAAUUGGAUUCAUGGACUACCUUACAAAGAUGUCUAAGCAUUACGAGAUCAUUCUUAUUUAUGUGGAAAAUGAAUACUCUAGGCUUCUAAGGUACUUGCUAAACUUUUCAGAUGUUUUAUUGACGGUCGGAACGGCCUUUGCUGAUAUUCCUGAGUAUAAUGUUUAUUGCAGAAUUGAGUUUGUUAAAAUUUAUGAAGAGAGGAGAGCUUUAGGCGAAAAGACCAUGAAGAGGCGAAGGAGGAUCAACUAUGGAUUUAGGAGAACUACGGCCAAAAAAGAAACUUUGGGGCAAUAUGACAGAAUCCAUCAUGUCUUGUUUCCUUCGAAAACCAUUCUUUUCUGCUCUAAAGACUUCCAAAGGCUUGCAAGAUCAUUGCUAGGGAAGAGAAUAGGGCUUGUUUUAGGUGGAGGAGGUGCUAGAGGAUUGGCCCAUAUAGGAGUUAUCCAAGCUUUGGAGGAAGAAGGGAUUCCGAUAGAUUGCAUUGGAGGUACCAGCAUGGGGGCAUUUAUCGGAGCCUUGUAUGCGAAAGAAUGCAAUAACUAUUAUGUGUUCAAGCAAGCAAAGAAGUUUUCUAGGAAGAUGUCAAAUAUAUGGCUUCUUCUGUUGGACUUAACUUAUCCUAUUUGCUCUAUGUUUUCUGGCAACGCAUUUAAUAGGUCAUUGCAUUCUGUGUUUGGGGAUGGGCUGAUCCAAGACUUAUGGUUAGAGUACUUCUGUAUAACUACCAAUAUAUCUAAUUAUGAAGAAGAAGUGCACAGAAAUGGAAUGGUUUGGAGAUAUGUACGUGCCAGUAUGGGUCUCUGUGGAUAUUUGCCUCCAAUAUGCGAUAACAAGAGGCUACUGGUUGAUGGAGGAUAUUUGAACAAUGUUCCUGCUGAUGUAAUGAUGAGAAUGCAGGUUGAAAAAAUCAUUACUGUGGAUGUUGGAACAGUCUUGGAGAACGAUUACUUUGAUUAUGGUGAUGCUCUUAGUGGAUUCACUAUCCUGUUCAAUAAGUUCUUUGGCAACAAGAAGUUUGUGACCAUGGAAGAGAUUCAAUACAGAUUGGCAUAUAUCUCUACAGAACGGAAGAUGAAGGAAAUCCAGGCAAAUAGCAACAUAGUCAUGCUGAGGCCCGAUCUUGGAAAAUAUAGAACAAUGGACUUCAAGAAGUUUGACGAAAUCGUUGCAUGUGGCUAUCAGUCCACAAAAGAUGCAAUUUUGAAAUGGAAGCAAGAGGGGAUCUUCGAUACCUUCUUUAAUCUGAAAAAGCAAGCACCGAAAAGGAGAUAUUCCGUGUGA
Messenger RNA from Encephalitozoon romaleae SJ-2008, 2715 nucleotides. RefSeq names its product patatin-like phospholipase domain containing protein 6. Gene Ontology annotation, molecular function: phosphatidylcholine lysophospholipase A1 activity. The record is from RefSeq and is a predicted model, not a curated record. The coding region runs from base 1 to 2715 and encodes 904 amino acids. NCBI's taxonomy places the organism in Eukaryota, Fungi, Microsporidia, Unikaryonidae. Gene Ontology annotation, cellular component: endoplasmic reticulum. Gene Ontology annotation, biological process: phosphatidylcholine metabolic process. The transcript has a single exon.